AUGCCUCUAUCAGCCACUUCUCACUCCAGCUCUGCGCAGGCGCAUCUGGAAGCAAGAGAGUCUGCAGCGGCUCUUGGUCAAGAUCUAUUGCUACAGUCAAGGGAGACUGGCGAAAUUCUACCUCAAGGGACGCAACCCAUCACACAAGAUGGCAAAAAGAGCCAAGCGAAGCCUUUCGCCCAUUUUGUCGCUGGCGGAAUUGGUGGAAUGACCGCCGCGACUCUUACCUCUCCUCUUGAUGUCCUGAAAACCCGGUUACAGUCCGACUUCUACCAAGCCCAGCUCAAGUCUCUUCGUGCCGCUCACCCAUUGCCACCAUCUAACUCACUUGCUUCACUUCCACGGACCGCUAUGAUGCACUUUAGCGAGACCUUCCAGAUAUUGCGCUCGAUACAUGUCCAUGAGGGCUGGCGCGCACUGUUUAAGGGCCUUGGACCCAAUCUCAUUGGCGUUGUUCCGGCACGCGCCAUUAACUUUUACGUAUAUGGAAACGGAAAGCGGAUACUUAGCGACUACUUUCAAUACUACGAUUCCAAGGAGACGCCCGUCGGAAUCCAUCUGACGGCGGCCGCCGUAGCAGGAAUUGCCACAGGAACGGCCACCAACCCAAUCUGGCUGGUAAAGACACGCUUACAACUAGACAAGUCUAACGCCGUGAAUGGCAAAGGCCGUCAGUAUAUGAACAGCUGGGACUGUAUCAAACAGACGGUGCGCCACGAGGGCAUUCGAGGCUUGUACAAGGGACUUUCCGCAUCAUACCUCGGUGUGACCGAGUCAACUCUACAAUGGGUGAUGUACGAACAAAUGAAGAUGUACUUAGCGCGCAGGGAAGCAGCCAAGCGUGCUGAUCCCAAUCACAUCUACAACGUCUGGGACGAUGUGGAGUUGUGGGGUGGUCGAAUCUGCUCCGCGGGCAUGGCGAAACUGAUUGCUGCGGCCGCCACGUACCCCCACGAAGUUGUCCGAACGAGGCUGAGGCAAGCCCCCACUCUAUCUGUGGGGGAUGGCAAGGUUCAGAUGAAAUACACCGGUCUUGUGCAGUGCUUUAAAACUGUGUGGAAGGAGGAGGGUAUGGUCGGAUUGUAUGGCGGUCUCACACCGCAUUUGCUGCGUGUAGUUCCGUCAGCCGCCAUCAUGUUCGGAAUGUAUGAGGUGAUUCUGCGCGUUUUCGGAACGACUUCAUAG
Aspergillus lentulus is the source of this 1185-nucleotide messenger RNA. RefSeq names its product putative mitochondrial carrier protein (Rim2). Gene Ontology annotation, molecular function: pyrimidine nucleotide transmembrane transporter activity. NCBI's taxonomy places the organism in Eukaryota, Fungi, Ascomycota, Eurotiomycetes, Eurotiales, Aspergillaceae. The record is from RefSeq and is a predicted model, not a curated record. Gene Ontology annotation, biological process: pyrimidine nucleotide import into mitochondrion. Gene Ontology annotation, cellular component: mitochondrion.